AUGUGGGAGCAAAAGGUGAAACAAAGCACACCACAGUCAUCACUUAAACUAUAUCUCGCCUCUCCGGAUCAAGAUCUGCCCCAGUUUUAUGGUCCCGAGAUGGUGAUCCACAAUUUCUGGAGGGGCCGGGAUUCACUGCCGGAUUGCGUCUCUGCUCUAAUCAGGCACAAUUCAAACGGGAGGGAAGGGAAAAAAAAAAGAAAAUCACGAUUCGGCCCACAGAAGAGACUGCAUCCACGGUAUGCGGUUGACGUUCCCGUUCAACUCUGCGCACUUCAGGCAGAGGCAGGCGCUCCUGCAGUGAUGCAAGGCUUUCUUGAUGAGGACAUGGGUCCCGUUGAGUUGAUUGGAAUCCCCACUUUCUUCGUAACGGACCAAACCCAAAUGUCCAGGCAGGCCGCCUCACCUCGAUCAAUUCUUAUUAUUUUCUCGUGGGCUGAAACUGAAAACUCUGAGCUAUUAAACUUUGGACUCAUAUCAUGGGAUUUGCGUUGCGAUGUCAUUAGCCGCAUGCCCUAUGGGCAUCAAAUAUCUACGCAAAAACGGGGGGUGAAAUUAUCCAUCUUAACAGACAAAAUCAGGAAGAUUCAUCAUAGUUACUGGUGUAAACUUAAAAUUCGUCAGUAA
Messenger RNA from Morchella sextelata, 627 nucleotides. RefSeq lists its product as uncharacterized. Bases 1 to 627 code for a protein of 208 amino acids. The record is from RefSeq and is a predicted model, not a curated record. Lineage: Eukaryota; Fungi; Ascomycota; Pezizomycetes; Pezizales; Morchellaceae. The transcript is spliced from 8 exons.